CUCAGCAGCAACAAUGUCCUGCACCAUCAGGUACAGAGGUCACGUCGCCAUCAUCACCAUCGACAACCCUUCUAAGCUAGGUGCGUUGACACAGGAAAUACAGAUUCAACUGGGACAUCAUUUGAGGGAAGCUGCCGAUCGUAAAGACGUCUACGUUACUCUUUUGGCCGGUACAGGAAGAUUUUUUUCCUCAGGAGCGGAUAUUCGUGAGCAGGGUCAUGACGUCCCAGCCGACGAAGACGGAAGGCGUCAUCAUGUUCACCACAUGGCCGACCUCCUCGAUCUCGCGCAGACAUUCUACACCCACCCAAACAUCCUCGUCACCGCGUUGAACGGUCCCGUCGCGGGACUCGCGUCGGCCUUGGUGUCACAUUCGGAUUUCAUCUACGCCGCGCCGCACACCUACCUCCUGGCCCCCUUCAACUCCAUCGGGAUCGUGGUCGAGGGGGCCGCGACGAAAUCCAUGGUCGGUCGUAUGGGACCCGGCCUGGCCAAAGAGGCCCUCCUCAUGGCGAAGAAAAUCCCCGUCGAUCGGCUACUCGCGUGCGGGUUCGUGAAUGGCGUCUUCGAGGCCGACGCUUCGGGCAAGGACGCCGAACGCUUCACAGACACCGUCUUCACCGAGAUUUGUGAGGGGAGACUGGGCACGCAUCUGAGCUCGGCGAGUUUGUUGAGGACCAAACAGGUCAUGUCGAGGUUCGACGAGAUCGCCUACGACGCCCAUUCGGUCCGGGAAUUCGUGGGCGGUGUCGAGGCCCUCCAACGUGGGUAUCCUCAAGAGCAGUUCCGCAAAAUGAUACGAGGAGAGAAGAGGCACAAGUUGUAGAUUUUUUUUAUUUGGUUCUUGGUAUCUGCAUAUCUCUAAUCUGGUGUUGAAAUGAAGUGAAGAUUUGCUACUCGUUUUCAUCCUCAAACUUGCUCGAGAGGACUUUGGAUCCAGUUUGGUCUGGAAUUUAGCCUCGAGUACAGCCAUGCUGGAACAUAACUGUCUUUCCAGAUAUAGCUGCUGAACAAACGCGAUGCUGG
This is a messenger RNA of Exophiala oligosperma, 1026 nucleotides long. RefSeq lists its product as uncharacterized. Gene Ontology annotation, biological process: fatty acid beta-oxidation. The coding region runs from base 14 to 826 and encodes 270 amino acids. The transcript has 2 exons. Lineage: Eukaryota; Fungi; Ascomycota; Eurotiomycetes; Chaetothyriales; Herpotrichiellaceae. The record is from RefSeq and is a predicted model, not a curated record. Gene Ontology annotation, cellular component: peroxisomal matrix.